UGUAGCUUGCGAUGCCUGUGUGAUUUGGAUCUAAAGUUAUUUUUUGCUUUGUUGCUACUAGUUUUUCGUGUAAUUGCAAUUCGAUAAUUCAAUUACAAAACGGUGCAAGAACAUAUUCAUUCGCGCGUGUUUGUGAUUGUGGGAAACCGACUUUUUUUUAGUGUGAAUAGCAACACAAAACGAGUACGACGUCAACAUAUGAAUGUGUGCAUUUUGAUACUAAUACAGAGUUGCAUACCGCCAAUAUUUUCGGCGAUGGCAGCUUUUAAAAUGGCUACGAAUGCUCCCAAUGUGGCAACGUAUUUGUAAAAGUCUCUAAUGUUUUAAUCACCUUCGACUUCAACACGUUCAACUGCAUUUGCCUGCAAGGCAAAAAGCUUUGAAAAUAAUGCCGCGUUUUCGUAAUGAUAAUAACGAACAGAUCCGGUAUCAAGAUGGUGAUGUGGUCUGGGUAAAAAUACACAACACAGAAAUCUGGUGGCCUGGUGAGAUAACACUAUCACAAGACUUUCGUUUCGCCAGCUCCAAUCGACCUCCAUUUGCAGUUGUUGCAUUCUUUAAUGAAAAAACGUUUGAACAGGUCCGAUCUCCUAAGUUAAUUUCACCAUUUCAAUGCCCGCAUAAGAAUGAGUUAAUACAGCGCGGCACAAGAAAAGCUGAUAGAUUACAUAUGAAAGACAAAUUUUGCGACGAUGUGAACAUUGCUGAAUUUCGUUCUCAACAACGAGAAGCUGCAGAAAGAGUCACCAAUAGGGUCAGAGGAGACAGUGACAGCAAGCCAGAUAGUUUAAUCAAAGCGCUGUUGUCGAGUAAUAGCAGCAAUAAAAACACCAAUGCCCGCCUGCCGUUUCCCCAAGCUCCAUCAUUUAUGCAGAAUGAGUCAACGUUCCGCAUUAUGGAUAUUGGCGGCGGGAAGCCAGCCAACACUGAUCAACGCGUCAAAGAGGAAAGCUACGAGUGCAACACAUGCAACUUUCGCACCACCAGCAUGAGUGUGUUGCUCAUUCAUCGUCGGGCCCAUCAUAAAAAUAGCGAACAACGUUCAACGCCAGAAAGGGAAUAUUAUGGAACAAAUGUGACAAAUAAAACGCGCGCCAAACGCCGCGCUAACACAACAACAAGCGGCGGAACCAAAUUGCGUUGCGAUAGUCUGACACAUGCCACAUUUUCAAAAGAUUCAGUUCGCUGUCAUUCACGUCACGUAUCAAUUGUGGUUGAUGCGCCAUUGACGGGUGAGGAUCAGCUGAAAGUGGCUGCUAUUGUGAAAAAAACUAUGGCCAGCAUAGAACGUGUUGUGCAACCAUCGGUGCCAACAGAAUCGGUGUUCUGUCAAACAUUAUUGCCGAAGUCGAAGCAAACACAGCGUAGAAACACGCAGCAUGCAUCAGUAGGGCGUGGUGGUCAACAUAAUGAUCAAUUAAGUACUACAAUGGCAGCCCCUGUACCGUCUAUUACCAAACAGCGCCGCCUUACUCGCUCCAUGACGGCAGCAACCUUGUCAGCGGCGCCAUCAACAGCUUUAUCAUCCCCAGCAAAAUCCACAAUCCUGCAUCCUCCGUUGCUAUCACCACAGUCUUCACCCACCCGCAGGGUUGGUCGUCGAUUGGCACCAGAUGCGAGACGUCAGACCAUAGUUUUAAUUAAUGCACCGAUUUCAGCCACAGACAAAAAAGUGCCAACCAAAAGCAAACGGGCCCUGCGCAACACCCUUACGUUCCCACCACGUUCUUCUAGUUCUACAUCAAGAUCGAGAACCAGUGUGUCCCCAAGACCGCCCAAACAACAACGGUCGCAUGUUAACUCCCGCAGUGUCGUCAGUUCACCUACAAGGAGCACAAUUUCAUCUGUUGUGACGCCAAUCCUAAAGAAUUGUGCAGAUGUAGCCAUGUCCCAGCGCAACACUGCUGCAUCAUUUGAACUACAACAGAGCCUCUUGGCUGAGUGGUGCGAUGAUGAGCUCGAUGAGUCACCAAUUAAAAAUGUCGAUUGCAUAGUUACAGCCCCAACCACUUUAGAAACGACCACUGAAAAUUGUGCCGAUAAUAGCACAGUAAAGGCAGUGGAUCCUAAAGUUAAUACUGAUUAUAUACAAGAAAGUGAUAACAACCAGAGUGUCAAGAAAUGCGAAAAUGGCACACCAAAGAUUGAUCGAGGUAAGGGGACCUUACAAAAGUUGAAUGAGGCAACCACUGCAGCAACAUCAAAAUUGUAUAGCGGUGUUGGCAAUGGUAAUAACUUUAUUCCCACUAUAAAUAUUAAUAAUAACUACUCCGCCUGUUGCUUCGAUUUUGAGGAGGAUGAGAAGCAACAGCAUCAUGAAACUUCGGCAGAUAAGCAAAAUGGACUCAGCUACAGAGAUCGUUUAAAAGUUACCGCUAAUGCUUCUGCGCAGACCAAUAUUGCUCCCCAGCAAAAGGUGGUGGAAGAAAAACUGCUGCCAUUUAUUGAAGAAAGUAAAGAAGGACAGCAACAAAAUAUGGAAAUAAACAAACAUGAUAUAAAUUUAUCGAACGAUGAAUUGUUUAAUGGAUUUGAAGAGGAUUGGGUGCAGGCAGCUGCAGCAGCUGAGAUAGAGGCCGAGCGCGAGCAGGAAUCAUCUAAUAAAUUAAGUUUACCAAUUAAGGAACGCCAGAAGCGAAUAUUCAAAUCACGCAACAAAUCAUUGCAAAACUAUGACCAUACGUUGCUAAGUUCAGUGCCCGUUUCGGUAGAACCAUCUGAAAAACAGAUUGGUUCUCGAAAGAGUAUGCCGUCAAAAACAAUUAAAAUUGAACAUGAGCAGCGGCAAGGAAAAAUUAAAUCAGUAGCUAAUAGUUCGGAUCAUCACUUAACCAAAAUAGACAAGCGACGCCAUAAUCAGAAGCCACAAGUUGGCAAUUUGAAAAAGAAAGUUCGCACCGUGCUGAACCGAACUAAAGUGCGAGGAAAGGAGUACGAUUAUAAAGAAGUAUCUUCUUCAACACAGGCGUCGGAUUUUGGAACAUCUAAUCAGUUGCUGACGCCACCAGUAGUUGAUGAGCUUAGCAACUUGAGUAGCACAGCUAGUUGUUUCGGCUUGGCAUCCCCAGCAUUCAGUUCUAGCACCAGUUGUUCAGUUGCUUCCAACAUAGCGGUUAUUUCGGCUGAGGAGGCACGUGAACUUCAACGCUUAGCGCCUAGCGCUGUAAAUGAUGAUAGUGGUACUUGCGAUAUUCCACAGCAUACCAACACUAUCAUUGAUGCGACACAACCGGUUCUCCGUGGUGGCGUGCUCAUAUUGGAAAAUAUACGGCUGCCAAACCUUUAUGAAAGACCACAUGCUAAUAGCAGCGAAACUACAACUACGAGUGUACCGAUUGUAGCAGACAGUCGUGACUCAACCAGUAAGCAAUUAAGCUCCAUAUCUGUCGAUCUACAAACUGUCUAUAGUGAUGAGAACAGCGAGAGUGCUGAGAAUUCAAUGUCGCUACCCUCUUUGGUCAUGAAGUCUGAUAAUGAAGAAGUUGCAAAUAAAAUGCAAGACAUUGAUGAACCAAUUUUGAUGGAAGAAGAGGAAAUAAAAGUGAAGAAAACUCAAUGCUUUAAAGAACACUCUACAGUGCAACAAGCACCAUCGUCGGCAGACUUGGGUAUAUUAUUGAACUCUCAUGAAGGCUGUCCCGUUCUGGGAGCCGUAGAAGCGAGUCAGUGCGUUGCCCCAUCACGACAAAUGUUUACAAAACGCGAGCAGGAGCUAUUGCUGCAAAACGAGGCGGAUCAGCUCAACGGACGUAGUGCAGAGAAAUGUCGAAUGGCACGCGAGCGCUGGAGUAGAAGAAAACAUACGAUUCAGCAAAACGACAAGCCUUUCUUUGAAGAUUCAUGCGAAUUGGAUGCGCUGCACAGAAAAAAUAAAAUCGUCAGUCAGCCGCAGAAGGUAGAAACGAUGAUGCCCCAAACAUCCGUAAAAGAAAGUACACAGCUGCGUCAUCAAGAUGUGGUGAAAGCGAAGCAACAGUUAGCGCAUCUGCGAGCAAGACAUUGCCGUCCAGCGUCCCUGCCAACAUCUCUACCACUGUGCAGAACAGAUCAACGCGAGCGGAAACGUUUGCGCAACGUGAUAAGUGAAAACGACCACGAGAAUAUAGCGAUGCCAGCAAAAUUUAACAAUCACAAGCACAAGGCGGAUUUCAUAGAGGUCAAGCAAGAGCCAACAAUAGUACAGCGCAGUGCAACACCAAUGGAGUGCGGGGAAAAUGCACCAGGCGCAACGAGUCAACUGGGCGCUGGUCGCAUAUGUGCUGUUAUGACUCGACCCAUACCUGGGUAUAAUCAUACCUUCAUGCUUUGUUCGUUAGCUAACAAUAACUUCACGCCACUAAAUAAUGUGGCUCUGUACUUGGAUAACGAAAAAAAUCAUUUAGUGCCUGUACCGGACGAAGUGCUAACCGAACCGCCUCGUCUGGCCGAUGGACAUCCACUCUCCGCUGUUUUCACGGACAUUGAUUUUCUCGAUGGAGAGACCAUGGGCCAUAUACUGGACCAACAGCAAGAUCAAGAAGAAGAAGAAGAAGCAAAUGAGGUGACAUUUGCUGCUGUGCCGUAUUCUUCGCCUGCUCUUGAAAUUAAUAGCGAUCCAGAAAGCGAGCAGGGAUCUGCUGUUGGUAUUAUAGAUGAGAGGGACCUUGUCAGCAGUCACACCAACACAGUUAGAACUCACGACUUCUAUGGCCAUGCUGAUAAUACUAUCGAUGAGUCGUCUGAUAAAGAAGAUAGGGAUAUACUGCAAAUGCAAUCACAAAACAAUAACCCUCAACUUACGCUGAACGACGAUCAGAUGCAUCCUAAUAUGCUGCUGCUGAGCGUUAAUGGUCAUCGCCUGGAGCUGGAUCCAUUGGCGCUUAUUAGCAUAGCGGAACAACCCGACUCAAAUAUUGAACUAAUCGCGGAUGAUGGUGACCGCGUAUAUUUGCACGGGAGCGACAUAUUACAAGCAGCCCAGGAAUAUCUUCAAGAGCGCGACCUGCAACUGGUCAAUGUAGAAGAGCUUAUGGCAAGCAGCAGUAACGAGGUUGAAACGCUAAAUAGUGAGGAAAUCAGCGACGACGGAAUAUCCAGACUCGCUAGCACUGGCAUAGGUGUUCUGAACGUAAAUGCGCGAACUGAAACUACAUCAUCGGCACUGCUGGCAGACAGUGACAACGAUGAUAUUGAUGAUAAAAAAGUGGGUCAUGUGUAUAUACCGCCAUCGGCAGCAACAAAUUUGACCCCUCCCAUUACUGCGCGCACAAACGAAACAAACGCGCUGCUCAAUCAGAUGCCCAUUAUGUCCACGCUCGAGCAUGUCAGCGGUGUGCAGCUACGUCGUGUUUCGCCACUAACUGAUGCCAAUUUAGAAGACAGCUUGGCAGUUAUUGGUGUGGUGGCAAAUAAUGUCAAUAGCAAUGUGCCUACUUCUCUUGAGCUACCCAUCACAAUCACUAAUCCAGCGAUUGCACCACGCCUGGCCUCACCAGCUGCCGAUAUCGUAGAAUUUAAACCAUUUUAAUAGAUUUAAAGUCGUUAAAUAACUUAUGUUAAAUAAAUAUAGUCGCAGUCUCCUGUGGAAGUCGGUUUUAAGUUCUAUAUAUUAAUUACGAUUCACAACAGCUUGAAAAUGAAGUUCAUAAGUUGUAUUAUAAUUUGAUUAAUAUUACUACUAUUUUUAAACAAACAAUUUUCCUUAGCUUAAAAAUGAAGAGUUUAUAUAUAUUUUUUUUAUUUAUUAAAAUCGAUUCACAACAUAUAGUACAUGGAAAAUUGCUUAGCUUUUUGAUUUAAAGCAUGCAAUUAGUGCUUGAAAAUGAAG
This is a messenger RNA of Scaptodrosophila lebanonensis, 5806 nucleotides long. Its product is annotated as 6-phosphofructo-2-kinase/fructose-2,6-bisphosphatase 1-like. The record is from RefSeq and is a predicted model, not a curated record. The transcript is spliced from 7 exons. Bases 389 to 5506 code for a protein of 1705 amino acids. Gene Ontology annotation, molecular function: 6-phosphofructo-2-kinase activity; ATP binding; fructose-2,6-bisphosphate 2-phosphatase activity. Lineage: Eukaryota; Metazoa; Arthropoda; Insecta; Diptera; Drosophilidae. Gene Ontology annotation, cellular component: cytosol. Gene Ontology annotation, biological process: fructose metabolic process; fructose 2,6-bisphosphate metabolic process.